Colletotrichum destructivum is the source of this 2534-nucleotide messenger RNA. RefSeq names its product Putative regulator of phospholipase D Srf1. Gene Ontology annotation, biological process: positive regulation of catalytic activity. Lineage: Eukaryota; Fungi; Ascomycota; Sordariomycetes; Glomerellales; Glomerellaceae. Gene Ontology annotation, cellular component: cell periphery; fungal-type vacuole. The transcript has 2 exons. The record is from RefSeq and is a predicted model, not a curated record. Bases 718 to 1842 code for a protein of 374 amino acids.
CUCCGAUUUCGUCUAUUUCCCUCCAACUCGCCAACUGCUGCAGUCUCUCUGCAAAAGUCCCCCGGUUUGCUGGAACGCCCGGGCGAGAGGCAUCGUCACAGACUCAACCGUGGGUCAACCGGAGUGCCGUGUCGUGUCGUGCCGUGCCGUCGUCUGCUCUCAUUUCGGUGUGUUUUCUGAACUGGUAGACAUAACAUCGCGCAGCUGAACAGCGCCAUCGAAAUCGAGCCAGCCAGCAGCGCUAGCUUAAUCUCUCUCCACGAGACGCAGCCGCCACCUCCGCCGCCGUUGAGAGAACGCAGCGCACCCAACGGGUUGCUGUCCAUCUGCUGUCACGCGCCCUCCUUUCUGACCUUACUUUACUUUUUACUCGACCUUAUCUUGCUUCUGCCGUCCUUACUUGCUUUUCAGGCCAUAAUUCUGCCUUCUUUCGCUUCUCUCGCUCCUUUGUCGUCACCUUUCCCUUUACCCUUUUACGAGUGUACCGACUUCGACUAUACAUACGUGCACACAACGCCACAUCACCAACCGCGAUAGCAUCGAUAACACUCGCAUCCUACUGCUUCGGCCGAAAGGCAGACUGCAUAUUAAUAUGCGAGCCUUCCCUUACGCCAUUAAGAAAGCGUUGAACCUACGACGCUAUCGAUCACUACCCACAUCGAAAUAGCCCACAUCUCAGCCCUAACGGGUCCUGCUUCGGCCGCGGCUGCGACCGCGAUGAGCACGUCCAGUCAUCCGCCUGGCAGUUCUGGCUCGCGGGACUUCAGAGCAUCGGUUGGCACAAGCAGCACUGCUAUAGACACUGGCGCCCCACGACUGAGGGGACCGCGGUCGCUUCCCCCCUGGAUCGAUUCGUAUGAAACACGUUACGGCGCGCCAACAGAGGACCAGCUUCAAUUACUCUCACCCCCGGCUCGAGCCGUUCAGCCGCAGCAUAACCACUCACCCAACGAACCAGACCGCCGCGUAUCAAAAGACGGUUAUGUUGACUGGGCCGGUGAUCCCGUUUUGGAAAACGCCCGCCCGAGGCCCAAGGCCAGGCUUACAGACGUCUUUCGCGGCAAGGGCGCACAGCACGGUAGAAAAUGGGAUCACUUACGAACCGCGGAGCCCGUCAUCGUCUCGGCACACAGGCCCGCAACCCAAGGCCCACCAGCAGCAUGGAGAGACUUUCUCCAGUCGUCGGCCUACGGGCACAUGGAAGGCGAAGAGUCGGAAGUUGUAGAUGUCGAGGUGUUGGAUAAGUUACAGCCCGACUUCAACAAGCGGUAUGACGAAACCGUACAUCGAGAUCUGGAAAAGGCGUCGUCGAAGCAGCGACGAUCCAAGACUAUGUGGCAGAGGAUGUGGUCUCUCAUCCUACGUCAUUACCUGGUACCCCUCGUUUUUCGACUAACCGUUAUGCUCACUUCCAUCGUUGCGCUGGCUAUCGCGGCACGCAUUUACCAAAAGGAGGAUGCCAAGAGCAACACCAGCCCGGAACGCGCGCAAAGUAUAGUCGCCAUUGCCGUCGAUACAGUCGCAGUACCAUACAUAGGCUACAUGCUUUGGGACGAGUACACGGGUAAACCGUUAGGUCUCCGGCCCGCCGUCCAAAAGAUUGCCCUCAUCCUGCUGGACCUCUUCUUCAUAGUGUUCAAAUCCGCCAGCACAUCACUGGCUUUCGAAUCCCUGGUCUUCCACAAUGUCGAGGCAGGCCAGGUGAGGCAACUCAGCCAGGCGUUGGCAUCUUUUAUGCUAGCCGGUCUGCUGGCAUGGAUCAUGAACUUUAUGGUUAAUAUUUUCCGUACAGUUCAGCGGCUGGGGGGCGGGGAAGACGAGAGCUCUCGCGACCACAUGUAGCUUGGGGAGGGGAACUGUCUUGGUCUUGUUUGUUGGGUAUACCCGGUGUAUUAAAAGCCUGUACUAUAGCUGGAGCGCGGUUUGUUCAUCGCGGUUGUUUCUUCUUUGUUAACCAUAAAUACUCCAUGGCUUUCGUCACGUCUUGCUGUUUGUUCCUAGGGUUAUAUUGUAGCAAUUGGUUGUGAUCUGUGCCCUUUGCAGUCAUCUGUUUUAUUGGUUUUAUAAGAAAUGUCUCCUUGAACAUCUUCAUAUCCAAAGACUCUAACCAGAAACUCACUCUUUUCUUUGGGAUGCAUUUUCUAUAUCAACCGGCAGUCUGUAUGCUUUCAGAAGGCCAGUUUGUGAACUCUUUGAGCCCCUGCAAGGACGGCAUUGACCGAGGCCCAUAAAGACAAGGACAAUGCUGCAAGGAAAGGGGGUCAAAUGUUGCUCUCCCCGUCUACUCCAGUCAGGCUGGGCAAGGAAGCGUGCAAUAGUCCCCGAGGAACUGUAGCCAGUACAUGAUACAGUUGGGCAAUUAAAGGAAGCAAAAGGCUCUGGGAAACGCGCAGAUAGAAAGGUAGCGACUGUUCAUUGUGCUAGUCAAUAGUAUGGUAUAUCAUAAACCAAUAGAUGAUUGACAGUAAAGGGGAGAAAUCGACUGAAUCGUAUAAGAAUGUAGUAAGCAUAAGCAAGGCCCAUUGUCAUGAAGU